This is a messenger RNA of Lathyrus sativus (Indian pea), 2265 nucleotides long. NCBI's taxonomy places the organism in Eukaryota, Viridiplantae, Streptophyta, Magnoliopsida, Fabales, Fabaceae. The record is from the annotation of a GenBank genome assembly.
AUGGAAGCAAUACUCGUCGAUUGUGUUCGAAAAAAUCUAUGCCAUUUCAUGCACUCCAACGCCAUCUUCCUCUCUCACCGUCUCUGCGCCGAAUUUCCCUCUGAGACAAAUCUCCAAUUAUUGGCUGGCUGUUACUUGCAGAGUAAUCAAGCACAUUCUGCAUACCAUAUUUUAAAGGGCACACAAAUGGCUCAAUCUCGGUACUUGUUUGCAAUAUCAUGCUUUCAGAUGGAUCUUCUUAAUGAAGCUGAAGCAGCAUUAUGUCCUGCUAAUGAGCCUAAUGCUGAGGUUCCGAACGGUUCAGCUGGUCAUCAUCUAUUAGGGCUCAUUUACAGAUACACUGACAGAAGGAAAAGUGCCAUACAUCAUUUUAAGCAGGCACUGUCAAUGGAUCCUCUAAUGUGGGCAGCAUACGAAGAGUUGUGCAUAUUAGGUGCUGCGGAAGAAGCAACUGCAUUUUUUGGCGAAGCAGCUGCUCUUUGCAUACAAAAGCAAUACCUAAAUUGCUCAACCUCUCCAAAGUUGCAUUCAUCAUCAGCGGAUUGUAAUUUAGUUGACACUAGACAUUGUGUGUCAGAAGAUACAAGUCCAAGGCAAUCGAAACUCAAGCAAGGCCUAAAAGAUCCUGGAAACCAUCAUGGGGCACCUAUAUUAGGAGGAACUUCGGGUCAACCAAUUAGUAGUGGUCUGUCUAAUAUAUCAUUUUAUAAUACGCCAUCUCCAAUGGUGACACAGUUGUCAGGUGUUGCUCCACCUCCUUUGUGUAGGAAUGUGCAGCCAAAUGGCUCAAAUAUGAGCACACAAAGUGCUGAAAAUUCUCCUAAAUCAACAGUGAACUCUACUAUUCAAGCUCCUCGAAGGAAGUUCGUGGAUGAAGGAAAGUUAAGAAAGAUUUCUGGAAGAUUAUUUUCUGAUUCUGGUCCCCGACGUAGUUUGAGACUCUCAGGUGAUGCAAGUGUAAAUCCAAAUCCUAAUACAACAGCUGUAUCUGGAAAUGGAACUAGUUACACUUCUAAGCAUCUUGGUGGGUCAAAGCUUAGCUCAAUGGCGUUUCGUUCUGUGACUGUUCGCAAGGGACAAUCAUGGGCCAAUGAAAACAUAGGUGAAGGAAUUCAUAAUGACAUUUUAGAUGAUUCUCGUUUAAAUAUUACAUCAACUUCUAGUUCCUUGGCUACCAUAGAAGCUAAAUCUUAUGAACCGGAUGCCGAGAGUAUUCUGGUUGGUGGACAAGUAUUAAGUGCUUCAAAAGUCAUCACUGGUGCUUCUGAAAUACUGACCCUUCUAAGAGUUCUUGGUGAAGGUUUUAGACUUGCCUGCUUGUAUAGGUCCCAGGAUGCACUGGAAACCUAUCUGAAACUUCCAUAUAAGCAUUACAAUACAGGUUGGGUUCUUUCCCAGGUUGGAAAGGUGUACUGUGAAUUUGAUUAUUUAGAAGCUGAUCGGGCCUUUGGUCUUGCUCGGCAGAUUACGCCUUAUAAUUUGGAAGCAAUGGAUGUAUACUCAACAGUCCUUUAUCAUCUAAAGGAAGAUAUGAAGUUAAGCUACCUGGCUCAGGAACUAGUACAUAGUGAUCGCUUAGCUCCACAAUCUUGGUGCGCCAUGGGCAAUUGCUACAGCCUUCAGAAAGAUCAUGAAACUGCACUGAAGACUUUCCAACGAGCUGCGCAACUAAAUCCCAGAUUUGCAUAUGCACACACCCUUUGUGGACAUGAGUAUGUUGCACUAGAAGAUUUUGAGAAUGGAAUCAGAUGCUACCAGAGUGCACUCAGGGUUGAUGCAAGGCACUACAAUGCUUGGUAUGGACUUGGAAUGGUAUAUCUUCGUCAAGAGAAAUUUGAAUUCUCCGAACACCAUUUUCAAAUGGCUUUCCAAAUUAAUCCACGUUCAUCUGUUAUAUUGUCAUACCUUGGUACUGCUUUGCACGCUUUAAAGAGAAGUGACGAAGCACUGGUGGUAAUGGAGAAGGCUAUUUUGGCAGAUAAGAAAAAUCCUGUUCCAAUGUAUCAAAAGGCCAAUAUACUAAUGAGCUUGGAAAAAUUUGACGAGGCUCUGGAAGUCCUAGAGGAGCUUAAAGAGUAUGCUCCCCGCGAAAGUAGUGUCUAUGCUUUAAUGGGAAGGAUCUAUAAAAGGCGUAACAUGCAUGAGAGAGCAAUGCUUCAUUAUGGUAUUGCUUUGGAUUUGAAACCUUCUGCAACAGAUGCUGCUGCUAUCAAGGCUGCCAUUGAGAAAUUACAUGUACCAGAUGAGAUGGACGACAAUUUGUAG